Messenger RNA from Plasmodium reichenowi, 144 nucleotides. Its product is annotated as rhoptry neck protein 5. The annotation marks the transcript as partial. The transcript is spliced from 2 exons. The record is from RefSeq and is a predicted model, not a curated record. Lineage: Eukaryota; Apicomplexa; Aconoidasida; Haemosporida; Plasmodiidae.
AUUUCUUAGUUAAUAACUUUUCUCCUUUAGUUUCAAUAAGUUUACAAUUAGUGUUUUUCAUAACGACCAUGAUAGAACAAUACGAAUCGGGCUUCCUAGGAAAUUUCUCAUCUGCCCUUAAGAAAAUUUUUACCUUAGGAAAGA